Molecule: messenger RNA, 1665 nt
Organism: Trichoderma virens Gv29-8
Lineage: Eukaryota; Fungi; Ascomycota; Sordariomycetes; Hypocreales; Hypocreaceae
Exons: 1
Coding region: 186-1439 (417 amino acids)
Source: RefSeq, a predicted model, not a curated record
GGCAUCACACAACAGGUGAGAUUUCUAUAUAAACGUUCGAUUUCUUGUACCAUCAUGUUUCUGUAUCAGAUAUAUAGUAUAUCAAGCUUGAGUUGAGACAUCUGUCAAGUAUACAUCACUUAUAAUAACUUACAACAUCCCCAUACUUAAAACACCUUUCUUUACACCAAACAAAACUCAUCAAAAUGGCAGAGGAAGGCAAGCAAGGUUCAACAAUGCUUCAGUUAAGCACCGACCAGAGCUUCCACUUCGAAAUCCUCCGCGCCGUCUCCAUCGCACCCUACCAAGGCGCCGACAUUGGUGAGGUCCUCACAGCCGCUGCCAAAAUCAAGCCCGGGGACUUUGAGAGCUACUUCGCUGCUUUCCACGACCUUGCCGUCCGUGCACACAACCAAGCUGAGAAGAUCGACGUGGCCAAGUAUCCCGUCUCAGCGAGGACGGCGUUUUUCAGAGAGGCUACGUAUCUUCGUUCGGCUGAGUUCUUCCUCCAUGGAAACUGGGAGGACCCCCGUAUCAACUCGAUCUGGGAACAGCACAGGGUGGCCUUUGACAAGGCUAUUGCGCUUCUUCCUGUUCCUGGCCAGAGGGUAACGCUCAAGGCUGAGGGAUUCGAUGUCCCGGCCAUCUUCUACGGCUGUGGACGCCCUGGCCGUCAUCCAACUAUCAUCAUGUGCAGCGGCUAUGAUGGUUCCCAGGAAGAGCUCUACCAUGUUGCCGUUGAGGCUGCCCUUGUUCGGGGCAUCAACGUCAUAACGUAUGAAGGCCCCGGCCAGCCCACGGUCCGCCGAGAGCAAAAUCUGGGCUUCACCCACGAAUGGGAACGAGUCGUGUCCCCUGUCGUCGACUAUGCCCUGACGAGAGAUGAUGUUAACCAUGACGCCAUUGGUCUUUGGGGAUACUCUCUAGGUGGAUAUCUCGCUGCUCGCGCCGCAGCCAUGGAGCCUCGAUUCGAGCCUCGCAUCGCCGCCGUCAUGGCCAUUGACGGUGUCAGCGACUUUGGCGCGGCGGUUUUCCAAAAGUUCCCUCCGGAGCUGCUUGAGCUUUAUAAAGCCGGCAACAAAGAGGGAGUUGACCAGGCCGUCAAGUUCGCCGUGUCGAGUCCCGAAGCGCCCACUUCUUUCCGCUGGGCGAUUGAGCAGGGCUUGUGGGCGUUCAACACCAAGUCGCCAUAUGAGUGGGCAACAAAGUGCCUGGACUAUAAGCUAGGCGAUGCCGUCCACAAUAUCAGCGUCCCGUUCUUCGUGGCUGAAGCGGAGAAGGAUGACUUGUUGCCUGGACAGGCAAAGACUGUUGCUGAAGCUGUUGGAGAACUGGCGACGUAUCACUUGUUCACGGCCGAGGAUGGAGCAGGUGAGCACUGCUCGAUUGGCGCUGCUGUGCUGCAAAACCAAGUUGUUUUUGACUGGUUCCAAGAGGUGGUGUCCGGAAACAGAACUUGACGAUGUGAUGAAAUGAGAAUACCUAAUUUGAGCUGUUAAUGAAAGUCAGCCGGCAGGCAUUGUAUGAGCAAAAACGAGAGUAGCACAUUUUGAGCGAUAAGCUUAAACCGUUUUGUUUUCAUACAUGAUAAUCCAAUAAAAAGCAAUCCUCAUCACCAUAUUGUCGCCACAUGUGAAAACGGGUCCCUGUUGCGUCCCAAACAAAACUGACAAGACAUGUCAUCCG